CUUCGCAACCCAAUUUCAGUACAAUGCAUCGAAUUUUAGAAUUUUAUUCUGGUAUUGGUGGCAUGCACUAUGCAUUUAAAGAAUCUGGCAUUAUAGGUGAAGUCGUUGCUGCAUUUGAUAUUAAUACAACGGCGAAUAUUAUAUAUAGACAUAAUUUUGAAAAAAAUGUAACGUCUUCGAUAGUUCAUCAGCGAAACAUAGAAUCAAUACCAUUAGAAUACUAUGAUUCUUAUAAAGCAAACAUAUGGUUAAUGUCUCCACCAUGUCAACCAUACACACGAACAGGACUACUUCGAGGAUCCAAAGAUAUUCGUUCAAAAUCUUUUAUUUAUCUGCUUGAUCUAUUGGCUAAAAUGAAAAAUCCUCCGACUUAUAUAUUAAUAGAAAAUGUUAAAGGGUUUGAGGAAUCAGAGACUCGAACGACUUUGAUAAAACAAUUAAUUAAUUGUAAUUACAAUUAUCAAGAAUUUUUUAUUACACCAUUACAAUUAGGAAUUCCUAACUCAAGAUUAAGAUAUUAUAUGCUAGCAAAAAAACAACCAUUAGUAUUCAAAAAUUCAGAAAAUUCUAAAAUAUUGAAUUAUAUUCCUUGUUCAUUAUAUGAUCAAGAUUUUAUUUUACUUAAAUAUGGAAAAUUAUUUGACAUAGUACAACCAUCAUCAAUUAGAAGUUGUUGCUUUACGAAAGGUUAUUAUCAUUAUGUGGAAGCUACUGGUUCUAUUUUGCAAAUGAAUGAAGAAUUAGAUGCAUUUCAAUUAUUUAGGCAACAAUUAUCAAACAAUGACAUGUUGGCAUCACUAUCCUUAUUAAAACUUAGAUACUUUACUGAACAAGAAAUUUCAAAAAUUAUGGGAUUCCCAGAAGAGUUCUUAUUCCCAGAUAAAAUUACAUUAAAACAAAGAUAUAGAGUUUUAGGAAAUAGUAUAAACGUUAAAGUUGUUUCGGAAUUAAUAAA
Molecule: messenger RNA, 955 nt
Organism: Scutellospora calospora
Lineage: Eukaryota; Fungi; Glomeromycota; Glomeromycetes; Diversisporales; Gigasporaceae
Source: the annotation of a GenBank genome assembly